AUGGCGUCUCCAAACUCGAAGAAGUCGUUGUACCCAGAGGUAGAUCUGUCCAAUCCAGAAGUUAUUUCCUCUGCUGCUUUUCCAUCGUCCUCGUCUUUAUACCCAUCCAUCGAGACGAAAGACCUCGCAGAGAACCUGUUCCCAGACAACGAAUCAGAAGCCGAACAGCGGAGCCCUAAUUCCAAGCCCCAAGAUUCUCAGCCCGCUUCAUUUGAAUCUUUAGAAGAAGUCCUUAUUAGAGUUCCGGGCACAAUCGUCCAUCUUAUAGACAAACAGCAGAGCAUCGAACUCGCGUCCGGCGAACUCACGAUCGUCCGUCUACGCCAAGGCGAAAACGUCGUGGCCGUUCUUGCUCGCAUCGGUGACGAGAUUCAGUGGCCAUUGGCAAAAGACGAGGCCGCUGUCAAGCUCGACGAGUCGCACUAUUUCUUCUCGCUGCGCGUUCCCGGCGAUGCCAGGUCGGACGAGGAGGACAGAAGCGAAGUUGGGGAAGAUGAUGAGAACUUGUUAAACUAUGGAUUGACGAUCGCGUCGAAAGGGCAAGAGGGGCUGCUGGACGCUUUUGACGGCGUUUUGGAGCAUUAUAGUGCGUUUUCCGUGCAGAAGGUCUCGGCGGCGGUCGACGGGUCUGUGGCGGCGAGGGAGACGUCGCCGGAGGAAAUGGCGGCGGAGGGAAAGAAGAAGAUGUUGGUAGAGGGGAGUUCGGCGGCGUACUGGACGACGCUGGCGCCUAACGUGGAGGACUACAGCAGCGGCGUUGCGAGGAUGAUCGCCGCCGGAUCAGCGCAGCUGAUUAGGGGAAUUUUGUGGUGUGGAGAUGUGACCGUGGAUAGGUUGAACUGGGGAGAUGAGAUUUUGAAGAAGAGAUUGGGGCAGGGUUCAAACGCAGAGAUUAGUCCCCAAGCCAUGAAGAGAAUGAAAAGGGUUAAAAGGAUGACAAAGAUGUCGGAGAAGGUGGCCACUGGAAUCCUUUCUGGGGUUGUGAAAGUCUCGGGUUUCUUUACAAGUUCGAUUGUGAAUUCUUCAGUGGGCAAGAAAUUCUUUAGCCUUCUACCCGGAGAAAUUGUUCUUGCAUCCUUGGAUGGAUUUACUAGAGUUUGCGAUGCCGUUGAAGUUACUGGGAAAAAUGUCAUGUCCACAUCAUCAGUUGUGACUACCGGACUGGUUUCUCAGAGGUAUGGAGAGCAGGCAGGCAAGGCAACACAUGAAGGGCUGGGCGCCGCUGGACAUGCUAUAGGAACGGCUUGGGCUGUGUUCAAGAUAAGAAAAGCACUCAACCCAAAGAGUGUCAUCAAACCUACAACCCUUGUAAAAGCUGCUACUCAAAAGAAAUCUGCUGAAUUGAAGGCCAAGCAAAAAAAAUAAUCAUACAAGGAUUUCUUGUUGGUUGGAUCUUUCGAAAGGGUGGUGAAUUACUUGUUGCUUUUGUACAACUUUGUAAAGACCAAGCUACGAGGCAGCUGUUUUUGUUAUGAAGAAGUUGGAUUGUUGUUGUUUUUUUCUUUUUCCCUCUUCCUCCCGUUCUCCUUCCCUUGUAACACUAGGGCAUAACAAUAUAUAAAAUUUAUGUGUGUUAUAAUUGACCUGAAAUUUAAAUUUGAUUGAAAUUAUGACUUCGAAUUUAA
Diospyros lotus (date-plum) is the source of this 1625-nucleotide messenger RNA. RefSeq names its product protein EARLY-RESPONSIVE TO DEHYDRATION 7, chloroplastic-like. Lineage: Eukaryota; Viridiplantae; Streptophyta; Magnoliopsida; Ericales; Ebenaceae. The record is from RefSeq and is a predicted model, not a curated record. Gene Ontology annotation, cellular component: plasma membrane. The coding region runs from base 1 to 1365 and encodes 454 amino acids. The transcript has 4 exons.